This is a messenger RNA of Oenanthe melanoleuca, 5808 nucleotides long. It is a transcript of the gene UBE3C, whose product is annotated as ubiquitin protein ligase E3C. Gene Ontology annotation, molecular function: protein binding; ubiquitin protein ligase activity. The coding region runs from base 277 to 3531 and encodes 1084 amino acids. The transcript is spliced from 23 exons. NCBI's taxonomy places the organism in Eukaryota, Metazoa, Chordata, Aves, Passeriformes, Muscicapidae. The record is from RefSeq and is a predicted model, not a curated record. Gene Ontology annotation, biological process: ubiquitin-dependent protein catabolic process; protein polyubiquitination.
CCGCCAUCUUCUCUGCGCGGCCGGCGGGAGCGCUCUCUCUGCCCCCUCCUCCGCUCCCUCCUCCUCCUUCUCCCUCCUCCCACUACGCUCCGCCGUCGCCGCCGGUCAGGAACGGGGCGACCGGGAUAGCGAAGGCCGCGGGGAAGGCGGGGGACGGGGUAGCAGCCCCGCGGGGGCGGGCGGGCCGCGGGGCGCCAGCCCGGGGGUUUCGUGCGGCCCCCUCCGCUCGCCCUGCCGGCCGGCCGGGCCCCGCUCCCCAUGGGAUAAGCUGUAAACAUGUUCAGCUUUGAAGGGGAUUUCAAAACAAGGCCCAAGGUGUCCCUCGGAGGAGCGAGCAGGAAGGAAGAAAAGGCUUCUCUCCUUCAUCGUACUCAGGAAGAAAGGAGAAAACGAGAGGAAGAAAGGCGGAGGCUGAAAAAUGCAAUAAUAAUCCAGUCAUUUGUAAGAGGGUACAGAGACAGAAAACAUCAAUACUCUAUCCAAAGAAGUGAAUUUGAUCGCUGUGCUAAUUUGGCCCAGUCUGGAGGAGCCUUUUCUACUGCUAAUGGAGGCAAUUUGACUCUUUUAGUUCGCCAGUUACUCUUUUUCUACAGACAGAAUGAGGAUUCAAAGCGUUUGGUAUGGAUGUGUCAGAAUUUAAUUAAACAGAGUUCUCAGUUUGUUAAGCAAUUGGAUGGUCCAGACAGACUUACUUGCUUAUUCCAAAUAAAAAGACUGUUGGGGCUGUGUUGCAGGCUACUGCAGAAUUGCAAUGAUGACAGUCUGAAUGUUGCACUUCCUAUGAGAAUGCUUGAGGUAUUUUCAUCUGAGAAUACGUAUUUGCCUGUUUUACAAGAUGUCAGCUAUGUGACAUCAUUAAUUGAACAAAUUUUGCACUACAUGGUUCAAAAAGGCUACUACAAGUCUCUUUAUUUGUUAAUUAACAAUAAGCUUCCCUCAAGUAUUGAGUAUUCUGAUGUUUCUCGUGUCCCUAUUGCAAAAAUACUUCUGGAGAAUGUUCUGAAGCCAUUGCACUUUACAUAUAGCUCCUGCCCAGAAGGUGCAAGGCAGCAGAUUUUUGUAGCCUUCACAGAGGAGUUUCUGGCAGCACCUUUUACAGAUCAAAUAUUCCAUUUCAUCAUUCCAGCGCUUGCUGAUGUGCAGACUAUUUUCCCUUAUGAACUCUUUCUGAAUGCACUAUUAUUAGCAGAAAGUGGAUAUUCAAGAAGAAGUGAUCAAGCCCCAUGGCUUUUCUACUUUGUGUUAACAGUUGGAGAAACAUAUUUGGGAUCUCUAUCAGAGGAAGGACUUCUUGUGUAUUUGAGGGUACUCCAAACUUUUCUCUCUCAGCUGCCUGUGUCUGCUGCUGGUACAAAUUGUCAAGAUGCAAACAGUGAUUCUGAAGAUGAGGAUGAAGAGAUCAGUAAAAUGACAACUACACUGGGUGAUGGGAGAAUAUCAGUCCAGUACAUAACUGAGGAGUGCCUCAAGAAAUUGGACACAAAGCAGCAGACAAACACUCUGCUGAACAUGGUUUGGAGAGAUUCAGCCAGUGAAGAGGUCUUUACCCUGAUGGCAUCAAUCUGCCACACGCUUAUGGUACAACACCGAAUGAUGGUGCCAAAAGUCAGGCUUCUUUAUAGUUUAGCCUUUAAUGCCAGAUUCCUGAGGCAUCUUUGGUAUUUGAUAUCUUCAAUGACUACACGAAUGAUUACAGGGUCUAUGGUGCCACUCCUUCAAGUGAUUUCAAGAGGCUCUCCAAUGUCUUUAGAGGACUCCAGCCGAAUUAUCCCUCUCUUCUACCUUUUCAGUUCUUUGUUUAGUCACUCACUUAUUUCUAUUCAUGAUAAUGAAUUCUUUGGUGACCCAAUAGAAGUUGUAGGUCAAAGACAAUCAUCAAUGAUGCCUUUUACACUAGAAGAGCUUGUAAUACUGUCCCGCUGCCUUCGAGAUGCAUGUCUAGGAAUCAUAAAGUUGGCUUACCCAGAAACAAAGCCAGAGGUUCGUGAGGAAUAUAUUGCAGCAUUUAGAAGUGUUGGAGUAACAAAAAACACAGAAAUGCAGCAAUGUAUACAGACAGAACAGAAGAGGUGGAUUCAGUUAUUCAAGGUCAUCACAAACUUAGUGAAAAUGUUGAAAUCUAGGGAUACAAGGAGAAAUUUCUGUCCACCAAAUCACUGGCUCUCAGAACAAGAAAACAUUAAAGCAGAUAAGGUUACACAGCUGUAUGUGCCAUCAGCCAGACAUGUCUGGAGAGUCAGGAGGAUGGGGAGGAUAGGACCACUGCAAUCUACUUUGGAUGUGGGUUUGGAACCAGCACCUCUUUCUGUAUCUGAAGAACGACAACUUGCAAUUCUGACAGAGCUACCUUUUGUAGUUCCUUUUGAAGAAAGAGUAAAGAUUUUUCAAAGACUGAUCUAUGCUGAUAAACAGGAAGUUCAAGGAGAUGGGCCAUUUUUGGAUGGAAUUAAUGUCACUAUCAGAAGAAAUUAUAUUUAUGAAGAUGCUUAUGAUAAACUUUCCCCUGAGAAUGAACCUGACCUAAAAAAGCGCAUUCGUGUUCACUUGCUUAAUGCACACGGUCUUGAUGAAGCUGGUAUUGAUGGUGGUGGAAUUUUCAGAGAAUUUCUGAAUGAACUCCUCAAAUCAGGAUUUAACCCUAACCAGGGUUUUUUUAAGACCACCAACGAGGGACUGCUUUACCCUAACCCUGCUGCACAGAUGCUCGUUGGAGACUCAUAUGCCCGACAUUACUACUUCCUUGGGAGAAUGCUUGGAAAGGCUCUUUAUGAAAAUAUGCUGGUGGAGCUGCCAUUUGCUAGUUUUUUCCUUUCAAAAUUAUUAGGGACAAGUGCUGAUGUUGACAUUCAUCAUUUAGCUUCACUAGACCCAGAAAUGUACAAAAAUUUGCUUUUUCUCAAGAGCUAUGAAGGGGACGUGGAAGAACUUGGACUAAAUUUCACCGUGGUAAAUAAUGACCUUGGGGAAGCACAGGUGGUUGAGCUGAAGCCGGGUGGAAAGGACAUUCCCGUCACCAGCGCCAACCGGAUCGCGUACAUCCAUCUGGUGGCGGACUACAGGCUGAACAAACAGAUCCGCCAGCACUGCCUGGCCUUCCGGCAGGGGCUGGCCAACGUGGUGAACCUCGAGUGGCUGCGGAUGUUUGACCAGCAGGAAAUCCAGGUUCUGACUUCUGGUGCACAAGUUCCUAUUAGUUUGGAUGAUCUUAAAUCUUUCACAAACUAUUCAGGUGGCUACACAGCAGACCAUCCUGUAAUUAAAAUAUUCUGGAGGGUUGUAGAAAGUUUCACUGAUGAAGAGAAACGCAAACUACUCAAAUUUGUAACGAGCUGCUCUCGACCACCUCUUCUGGGGUUUAAGGAGUUAUAUCCUGCAUUUUGCAUUCACAAUGGAGGAUCUGAUUUAGACAGGCUUCCUACUGCCAGUACCUGCAUGAACUUGCUGAAGCUUCCCGAGUUUUAUGACGAGAACCUGAUGCGAAGCAAGCUCCUCUAUGCCAUUGAAUGUGCUGCUGGAUUUGAACUCAGCUGAGUCCAACCAAUGCUUCUUUGGAUGAUCUGCAGAAGAAAGAACCAGUGCCUACUUUAUUAGCAGCACCCAUACCCAAGCAGUUUUAAGGGAAUUCUGUCUCCAUUUCUGCAGCUCUUGUCUCACCAAAUGCCCUCAAAUAGGUUUCAUUUCUAAACACAAUUUCUUAGUUAGCUUCCAUUACUGAAUAUUGCGUUGACACUGCUUUAUGACUCAAAACAAUGAAUGCUGUGUGCAGCGUGGCUGAUUUCUGUGUUUAUGUGAAAAAAGAGCACAUUUAAAGAACAGUGACAUCUCAGUGAAAUUAACCAAAGAUGAAGCUUUGGCUUUUUGCUGUUCAAACAUAAAUAAUUUUGCAAACUGGCAAUAAAGUUGUGUACUGUGCGGUGCAUUGGGAUGAGACAGGGCUAACAUCCUGUAAUUAAUCUUUUAGAAGGAAGGCAAGCAGAUGUUUGAAGAUAUCCCAGAACUGAGAGGAUGAAAAUGCUCAUUACUGACAACCUAACAUCUUAACUUACGUUGCAGAGUUGUUUACAAAUCAUAGAGAGAUGGGCAAUCACCAGUCAUAUGAAGUUCAACCAGGGCAAGUGCUGGAUUCUGUACCUGGGACAGGGCCCUGGCUGUGUGGACAGACUGGAGAAUGAGAGGCUGGAGAGCAGUUGUGAAAAGGGACCUGGGGGUGCUGGUUUAUUUAUGGCAAGUUGAACACAAGCCAGGAGGGACAGGCCUGUCCUGGGGGCAUUAGGCACAGCAUCACCAGCCAGGCAAGGGAGGGGACUGUCCCGCUCUGCUCUGGGCUGGGGCAGUUUUGGAUGGCACAAUAUAAAGAAGACAUUGAGCCUUUAGAGAGCAUCCAGAGGAGGCCAUGAGGGUGGUGAAGGGCCUGAAGGGGAAGCUGUGUGAGGAGUGGCUGAGGUCACUUGGUCUGUUUAGCCUGGAGGAGACUGAGGGGAGACCUCGUUGCAGUUACAACUUCCUUGUGAGGGGGAGAGGAGAGGCAGGCACUGAUCUCUCCUCUGUGGUGACCAGUGACGGGACCCGAGGAAACAGCAUGGAACUGGAUUGGGAAAGAUUCAGGUUGGGUAUCACAAAAUGGUUUCUCACCCAGAGGGUGAUUGGGCACUGAACAGGUUCCCCAGGGCAGUGUCACAGCCCCAAGUCUGCCAGAGUUCAAGAAGUGUUUGAACAAUGCUCUCAGAUACUUGUGACUCUCGGGGUGUCCUGUGCAGGACCAGGAGUUGGACUGGAUGAUCCUGAUUGGCCCCUUCCAACUCAGCAUAGUCCAUGAUUCUAUGAUAGUUGUUGCAGAACUGAUUUUGUUUCAUACUACCUUCCCUCAAGAUGGUAGGCACUGAGAUAAAAUGGGUGUAAUAUUCCAUUUGUGCAUUCUGAAACACUUGGAAGAAAAUGGAUUUGCAUUAUUUUAAGUUCAACCUUUGCUGACUCAUUAUCACUUGGACACUGUUCUGAAUGGAUGUGACUUUCCAGGUUUUCUCUGUUCUGUUUCUGUCUUUUGUGCCUAUACAGGUUUGUUGAUUGGUUGGUUGGUUGGUUUUAAAUGAGUCAAUCUCCUAUUGCAUACACAGUACAUAGAGAAAUCACCACAUUGGAAAAAUAUACAUGUAAUAAUUAUUAAAGUUCUUUGAACCAAAGUUAUCAGGCUUUAUCUUUUAUAUUUGAAGCCUGUGGUGUUCACAUUCCUUUUCCCUGUCAUUUCUUUCCAUCUUAAAUGCCAUAUCUGUGUCGUAGACACUAAUAAAAUUAACUUUUUUUUUGUGAUUAAACAGCUUUUGUAUCCAUUCCCCUACAGUAUUUCUGCUGAGAAAAGUAAGUGGGAAUAUGCUGCUGAAUAUAAUUUGAUAUCUGCGGAAAAAAUGGCUCUUGUAUGGAAGGAGCUGAUCCUCUCGUAGUAGGCACAUCGUAGGGUUUCAUUUGCAAACUGCAGUGAGUUUAGAAAAGGAAUUACAGUUCGGACUAUAAGAUUAAUCAGUCCAUCCCUCUGAACUCCUAUAUUUUAAAUCAUCAAAAAUUACAAUCAAAUUUGUAUUCAUCUCUUAUGCAAAAAAAAAAAUAUUUUGCUGUUACUGGAAACUCUGCUGGAUUUCCUAUUUAAUAAGCAGUAACCAGCAAUAUCCUUUUAAAUGUGGGGAAACUGAGUGGUUUUAAGAUGUUUACUAGUAACCAUAUAAAAAUGUAUAAUUUCUUAAUUUGGGUAAUAAAUGAAGUGUUAAAAUACUAUUUGUAGUCUUGAUGUACAGAAAUAAAAUGAUUGGUUUUCUU